AUGUUAAGGAGAUUUCCAGUCGACCCAGCAUCUCUUGAAUUUGGAAUGGUCUUUGAUAACAUCAUCCAUCACGCGCUCACAAUCCGAAAGGGUGAUUACAACACGGGACGUGAGGUGCUGCCUUUGAGCGUAUAUAUCAUCGACAAAGUUACACAACACUUCAUCCAGGAAAGGGAUUUGCUAAGGAGAGCUUUGGCGGAAUCGGCAUUGUCGGGAAACAACUGCAUGGUUCAGGCGAAUGAGUCGUCGGUAAAGAAGAUUUUGAAAAGGGUUCGAGUGGAAGACGAAGAUGAAUACCAACGAAGUAGGAACAAGCGGCGAGUGAAGGGCGAGGAUUGCGUCAUAUAUCUCGAGGAAAUCGAGAUCGGUUCAACAGCUUCUCGAAUGUCUUGCUCUCAUACUUUUCACGAUCAUUGCAUCGACAACUGGUUGAAAGAAAGUCACCACUGUCCUCUUUGCCAAUUUGAGAUGCCAAUUUAA
Messenger RNA from Hibiscus syriacus, 480 nucleotides. Its product is annotated as E3 ubiquitin-protein ligase RDUF1-like. The record is from RefSeq and is a predicted model, not a curated record. Gene Ontology annotation, molecular function: ubiquitin protein ligase activity. The coding region runs from base 1 to 480 and encodes 159 amino acids. The transcript has a single exon. Gene Ontology annotation, cellular component: cytoplasm. Gene Ontology annotation, biological process: protein ubiquitination. Lineage: Eukaryota; Viridiplantae; Streptophyta; Magnoliopsida; Malvales; Malvaceae.